This is a messenger RNA of Linum trigynum, 624 nucleotides long. Lineage: Eukaryota; Viridiplantae; Streptophyta; Magnoliopsida; Malpighiales; Linaceae. The record is from the annotation of a GenBank genome assembly.
UUCAUUCGUCCAUCCAUCCACAAAUCAACUUGUUCAACCAAUCUCUGUUUUACGUAUAUAUGCACCAAUUUAAAGUUGCACAAAAAUUAAACCACCCAUUCAUUGAAUUCGAUCUAGCUCCUCUUCGAUCGUCUGAUAACUAACUAGUUAAGACAAGACGACGAAGCUGCUGCUGCUGAUGAUGAGUUCCAGGUCGGCAACUUUGCUGACGGUGGUGGUUGUGGCGGCGGUGGCAGUUCUCUGCCUCAUGUCGACAUCAGCGGAGGGCCUCCCCAUGCCGACCGGAGUAGCGGGAGCAGCAGACGAGGCGGCAUCAGGCGCCGCGGCCAAAGCAAAGGAACUGUUCACCAAGUAUGGCCGAGACGUCUCCAACGAGGCGUUGCAACAGACACAGGAAGCUACCAAGUCGUCGGCCCCUCAUCUCGCUGCUGCAGGCCCAACCCAGCAACUGCUUGGGACCUGCUGCAUUCUGCUCCUCCUUUCCUUUCUGCUUUAUGCCAUCUAGUCAUACUUCAUUAAUGAAUGAAUGAAUGAAUCUCUAUAUAUAAAAUAUGUAUCUGCUUAAUUAGUUUGCUAAUUGCUUGCUUUCUCUCCUCUUUCUCUCAAUAAAAAUUCCUUGUCUGG